AACUCUAUUGGUCAAUGCCAUAAAUUAUGACCUUUUGACGAUAAUACCCUACGUAACUCUAACAGCUUUAUCUCAUCUAAUCUCAAAAUUGUUUCUAUACAGUUUUGUAUUGAUUGAAAUCAAGAUUACAACACAUAUCAGUUAAUCAAUAUGCGCUUAUUCAUCGGCAAUUAUGAAGUCCGAAAAUGAUCCUAAAGCAAGCUAUUUUAUAUGUACUGAAGUUUCUGCUUUCUAAUAGUUGAUGCAUCCAAGUAAAUUGUUCGAUGACUCCAUAUAUCCUUCAGGUGUAUCAGUAAUAAUUAUAAAGAUAAGUCAGUGUAUCCAGAAGUAAAUAGAUUAGAAAUCAACUAUUAAAAAAAAAACUAUUUAGAAUGAGAGGGUACUGAUGACUGAGUUUAUGCUCAGUUUGCAAUCACGAUUUUAUUAACCAAUUUGUACCGGAAUUUAUAUCUCACGCACACACAAAUAUAUUGAAUACACUACUAUUCAAAUGAAUUUUCCUGUUGAUCAUUUCUUUAUCUUAAUAAAUGCAUUUGUACAUUUAAUUGUAAACAUACAGUUGGUUUGGCUGAAUCCACAUGUAACUGAAGAAACAAUAAAUAUACCGAAAGUAUAUUUCAUUCAUCCUGGUCCAUCUGUUUCAGGGAGUCAAUUAAUCAAGAAUCAAUUUCAAUCAUAUAAUGGUUCAAAUUUUCAGAAACCACAUAAUUACAAAGUCAAAAAGCACAAAAUGAAUAUUAAUACUACUAAUAAUCAUAAUAGUAGAUUUUCUAAUGUAACUCAAACAAAUUCAAAAUCGACGCACAAAAAGAUUUUUAAAGAUCAUAACAUAUCAAAGAACACAUUAUUCGUUGAAAGGUUACAUGAAAAAAUAAACUAUUUUAUACCAAAGUCACUAAAAUUUGAGCCAGAGAAAGAUUUGGCCAUAUUAUAUCCAGAAAGCAAUUGGCUUGACCCAUGCAAAGCCACUGCAUACUAUGGGGAUAUAGCGUUGGAUGAACACGAAUCUCAUAUGAUGUUGUCAAAAGGCAUGGCAUUAUCUGAUGAUCCAUUACAAAUAUGGGAUUUGGAAGAUAAUAAGGAAACGAACAAUCGGAGAAAUAAAUAUUCUAACAUCCCUAAUUCAAAACCAUUGGAUGAUAUUAAAAGUGAAAUGAGCACUCAUUUAGGUGGUAACUCACGUCAUUUGAAACAAAAGCAUAUUCAAAAUUACAAAGAUAUGGCAGACAGAAGUCUUCCAAACAAACUCAAAAAAUUAACAAGUGAACGAAGGGAAAAAUCGAGAAAGUUUGGUCAAAACUGGCAGAAAAGAAGGAAUGAAUUACUUAAACGUCAAAGAUAUCGCCAACUUAAGGCCAAAACACAAGCAUUUAUUCAGUUAAAUAAAUUAUAUCAGCAGAAAGCUGACAUAUUAAUGUUUACUCCUGAACAAAGAAAAAAGAAAGAGUUUUCUCAAGGUAAAAGAAGGUCUAAAAGGGCAGCUACAGCUUAUGUUUCAAGAACAUGGACAAACGGAGUUAUUCCAUACAUAAUACAAGCAAAUUUUUCAAGUGAAACUAAAGCUACGAUUAUGAAAGCUAUGCGACAUUGGGAAAAUUAUACCUGUCUUAGUUUUGUUGAAAGGCAACCACAUCACAGAUCCUACAUAAUCUUCACUGAAAAGGCAUGUGGGUGUUGUUCAUACGUGGGACGACGUAGCGAAGAUGAACCACAAGCCAUAUCAAUCGGAAAAAAUUGUGACAAGAAAGGGAUAGUAAUUCAUGAACUUGGUCAUGUGAUUGGAUUUUGGCAUGAACACACUAGACCUGAUCGAGAUGAACAUGUAGAUAUUCUACUCGAUAAUGUUGUUGAAGGACAAGAUUUUAAUUUUAAAAAAAUGGAUCCAGGUGAAGUGAACUCUCUUGGUGAACCAUAUGACUAUAGUUCUAUUAUGCAUUACGCUAAAGGAACAUUUGCUAAAGCGAAUAAAGAUGAAACAAUUAGACCAAAAGCUUGUUGUCCACGACCACCUAUUGGUCAACGUAUUCAGUUAAGUCCUGGUGAUAUUCGACAAACGAAUAAACUUUAUUUAUGUCCAGCAUGUGGUCGUACGCUUCUAGAACCAGUAGGAAGUUUGUCUUCACCACAAAUGGCAUGGAAAUUAGAAGAUCGUUUCGGUGGUAAUGCCAACUCUUCAUUAUUUCCCGAUCCGAUAGGUUUAGAGCAGUCGAUUCAACUAGGAAAUGCUAUAUCAGUUGAUCAUCUUUUACCUGAUGAUAACGAGAAUAUGUAUCAUCCUUAUCGAUCAUUAACAAAUGGUAAUGCAAUUGAUGGUGGUGAAGAUCAUAGUUUAAUCGGUAUGGUCAAUGAUAAUAAUUAUCAGUUAAAAGCAAUUCCAUAUAAUCCAUUCAAAGGAUCAUUCAAUAAUGAAGAAGUUCCAUUGAUAGCAAUGAGUCGUUUAUCUAAGUUAUCAAAAACAAGUUCAUCAUCUACUUUAGGUUUCACAUCAGCUAGUCCUAUACUUUGUCAAUGGAGAAUAAAUGCUGCAUCAGGUGAACGGAUACGUUUAAAUUUUACACACAUGGAUAUAUCUGGACCGAUAACACAGGAUGCUAUACAUACACCAAAUAAUUUAAAUAAUUUACAUAAAGCAUAUGAAUUAAAUCAAAAAAGUAUCAAUCGUAUCUCAUGUAUUAAUGAUUAUGUAGAAAUAAGAGAUGGAUAUUAUUCUGGUUCACCAUUAAUUGGUCGUUACUGUGGUCAAAAUUUACCUCCACAGUUAAUUUCAACUGGAUCACGUCUUUGGUUAGAAUAUAGAAGAUCUGCUGGGAGUAUGACUACAGGUUUUAUCGCUGAUUAUGAAGCUAUAUGUGGUGGAGAAUUACAAAUGGAAGAAGGGACACUAACAAGUCCAAAUUACCCUGAAUUUUAUCGACCAAGUAAAGAGUGUGUUUGGCAAAUUAUUGUUCCCGUUGGUUAUUCUGUUGCAUUGAUAUUUCAUUCAUUUCAGCUAGAAAAACAUGAUACCUGUGUAUACGAUUACCUAGAGGUACGUGAUGGUUUAAAAGAUACAUCCCCACUGCUGAAAAAACUAUGUGGAUCACAUCUACCCACUCCAAUUAAAUCGACCAAUAAUGUGAUGUAUGUAAAAUUUGUAUCAGAUAGCUCAGUAGAAAAACAAGGAUUUACGGCCACAUUUCAGAAAGAAUUUGAUGAGUGCAAAACUAUGAAACAUGGUUGUUCACAUACUUGUGUCAAUACACUUGGAGGUUAUCGAUGUCAAUGUGAGAUUGGUUAUGAACUACAUGCAGAUGGGAAACGUUGUGAAGAUGCAUGUGGAGGGGUAAUCAAUGAGUCGAAUGGUACUAUUCAAACGCCUUUAUUUCCUGAUUUAUAUCCACCUAAGAAAAAUUGUAUCUGGAAAAUUUUGGCACCACCUAAAACGACAAUUUUUCUUAAUUUUACACAUUUUAAUUUAGAAGGUCAUAAUCGAGCAUGUCGAUAUGAUUUUAUCAAUGUUUACAAUGGUUCAACAGAUAAUCAACAGAAAAUUGGCACAUUUUGUGGUGAUCAAAUACCAGAGCCUAUUACAUCCCAUACAAAUGAACUCAGUAUUGAAUUUUAUUCAGAUACAUCUGUACAGCGUACUGGUUUCAGAGCUGUAUUCUUUACUGAUCGAGAUGAAUGUGCUGAUAAUAACGGAGGUUGUCAACAUUUAUGUCGAAAUACAAUAGGAUCAUACCAUUGCGCUUGUCGACCGGGUUUUAAUCUUUACGGCAGAUAUGAAUGCAAAGAGAACAUUAAAACUGGAUGUCAGCAAGAUAUAUCUUCACCCGAUGGGGAGAUUAUCACUCCAAAUUGGCCAAAUGAAUAUCCCGUGAAGCAAAAUUGUCAUUGGAAAAUCACUGUAACACCUGGUCAUCGAGUGAAAGUUAUAUUUGCCGAUUUUGAACUUGAGUCACAUCAACAAUGUACAUAUGAUCAAGUUAUAGCUUAUGAUGGACCAACAAAUAGUUCCGCUUUUCUUGGUCAAUACUGUGGUAGUAGAAAACCUGGCCCAAUUAUUUCUUCACAGAAUCAGUUGUUGCUUACAUUUAAUUCUGAUUCAUCUGUACAACGUAAAGGAUUUCGAGCUCAACAUACUACAAUUUGUGGUGGUCAUUUAACUGCUGACAGUGUUCCGCAAACAAUUUAUUCACAUGCUAAGUUUGGUGAUCUCGAUUACGAAUCAAAUCAACAGUGUUACUGGACAAUUACACCAAAAUUAGAUAAUCAUACUGUUCUACUGAGAUUUCUUUAUUUUGAAGUAGAAGAAGAAACACUAUGCACGUAAGUUUAUUAAUCCUGAACAAAAAUUAUCUAUUCUAGUGAUUAUUUACAAUGGGGAUAGUCCGGGAAUGAUGUCUCUGACUGUAGUAGGCAAACAGCCCGGCUUCUCCCAAAUGCCCUGAACAGAUCGAGUAAAAGCGAUGACUUCUGCUAUAACAGAAUGAAUAUCAUAAAAUUUGGUACUGAUUUCCCAAAUUAUUAUUGAUUUUAAUUUUGUUGAAUAACUAAUUAUUAACUAGAAUACUAUGUUUAUGCAUUCCAUUUAUCAUAAGCUUUCAGUUAAUCCAUGAACUACUAUCAUACGACUUACUGUUCCCAAUUUCUCAGUCUAUUAUUUACAGUCUCUCCAGUUCACAGUCACUUUGGUUUGUUUAUAUACAGUUAUUAUCUUCUAUUUUAUGAUGUGAUGCUGUCCAGUAUGUCUGCAUAUCAACCACAUCUGCUUGAAAUAAAGAUAUAGUAGAAGCUGGUUGUACAUGUAUUCCACAUUUGUAGAGGAAUGAGUGGAGUAUGAACUUGUUUUUGCCAUCCGCUACAAGAAAAGUACAUCUUCUGAAGGUACUUCACUGCCUUUCGAAAAAGCCUUCAAAUUAAAGAUGCAAUCACAUUCCCAAGACGGUGUCACAAUCCUCUCAUAAGUUGUGUCACAUACCUCAGCGGAAAGAUAUUCUUCUGUUUUAUGUUCACAUAAAAGGUGAUCUCUUCCUCUUGAAAGUAAUAAACAAGUUGCUAUUUUCAGAAAUGACAAUAAAGUAUAUUCAGAUGUUUUUGGAGAUCUAGCAGCGAUGUUGCCUUAAUGUACUUCGAACCUAAAUAAUUCAGAAAGCUAGAUCAGUCAGUCAGUAACAAAGUAGAACUUCGUACGUACGUACAUCAUUUCGAGUUGCCAUACCAAAUUAGCACAGAGCUGCAGUUUUCGAUUCAAAUCCCGUAGUAUGAGUAUAAGCAGUAAUCUGAAAGAUUAGGGUUUGAAGAUGUUAUUCAAGGAGUAUAAUCCAGUCAAAUAAAUUUGGGAAGAGAAAAAAAGAGACAAGGAGAAUCCAGCAUAUUAGAAUUUGGGAGGACACAAAGAGUGGAUGCACUGCGCCAUUCCAAACGAUUUUGAGCCGUGUCAUUCAAGGUCUCUAACCAUCGGUUGCUAUCAUCUCGCGGUCCCCAACCAUGUAGUCUACAUCUACCAACAUGGCUCAGCCCACUUGUCAGUGACUUCAUGGAUUUUUGCCAUGUUUUGGUCUGGCCGCCCCUAGCUUUCUUCCAACCCACUCCUACACCAAUGAACAUCGCACGUCGAGGCAGUCGGUGGUUGGGCAUACGUAACACAUGUCCCAGCCAUCUCAACUGAUGAAGUUUCAAUACUUCAUCAAUGGAUUUGCCAUCCUUACCUAGUGCUCGUUUUCUAACAACUGUGUUACUUACUCGGUGGUUCCAGGAUAUACGAGCAAUGUUUCGAAGACACCUAUGAUCAGUAUUAGUAACCUACGAAUAUCCUCUACUCUUACCGGCCAUGUUUCACUCCCAUUGAGUAGGACAGAACGAACUGUUGCACAGUAAACACGUCCUUUGGUUGAUAGACGAAUAUCUCGCCCACGCCAUAAAUGACGCAAGUUGGCAAAAGCUAGUCGAGCCUUCUGUAUCCGUUCUGAGAUUUCGUCACACACCAGACCGCAAGGGCUGAUGAGACUUCCAAGAUAAGUGAAGCGGUCGACACACUCAACUACUUCACUCCCUAUCAUUAGUUCGGGUGUCAAUGCAACCCAAUCCUGAAGCAACAUUUUACAUUUUGAGGGGGAGAAUCGCAUGCCGAACAUGCUUGCAUUGUUGCUUAUAGUGGUCAGAAGACUGCAUUUUGUCAGCGUCUUCACCAAACAGAACUAUGUUAUCGGCAUAUUCUAAGUCAACAAGUGAAUCUCCCUGUAGAAGUUCAACUCCUGGAAAUUUAGAUGAAAAAAGUAUUAUCUCUAAAAGCAUGUCAACGAAAUAGUUAAACAAGAAUGGAGAGAGUGGACAGUCCUGACGAACACCACUUGAGGUAAUGAAUUCUGAUGGCAGUUCGCUAUAAGCUCUCACUCGACCAGUAGUGUUCGAGUAGAGAGCCUUCACAAGGUUAAUGUACAUCUUUGGUACUCCUUUCAGUGACAAACACUAAAACAGAACCUCACGAUCGACAGAGUCAAAUGCCGCCUUAAGGUCGAGAAAUACGAGUGUGGGGCGUCUGAAUGUAUGUCUAUGUUCUAGGACCUUAUGUAGUGUGAAUAUCUGGUCUAUACAACCACAUCCAGGUUGAAAACCAGCCUGAUUUUCUCUAGUCUGCUCUUCACGAGCUUUAGUUAGGCGUCGGAGUAUUAUUGAAGCUAAUAUUUUAGACACUAUCUUAGUCAAGCUGAUUCCUCUGUGAUUGUCACAAGAAGACUUAUGUCCUUUUUUAUAGACUGGCACAAUCAGUGAUUGAGACCAGUCAGAUGGGAUUACGUUCAGUUCCCAAAUUCUACCUAAGACCUAAGUCAAUCUCGCUGCUAAUACUGGACCUCCAUCCUUAAAAAUCUCAGGGGUAAACCUGUCAGGGCCUGUUGCUAGAUAGAAAGCAGUGAUUUCCGUUUAUUCAUCAAUAUUUAUUGAAAUUAGGAAGAUCUAUAAAUGACACUUAAUCCGUCGUCACAGAAGACAUAUAUAUCCUGAUUAGACUGUCCAUAACAAAAGGUGAGGUCUCUCGAAAUUUUCAAAUAUUUUCUAUAUUCGGCUUCUGUUAAUAGCAUCGAUCAGAUCUUACCUAUUUCUCCGUAAAAUUACCACUGAUUUGAUAUAGAUUCGAGAGUAUUUCAACCCAUUCAAAUAAUCAACCUCAAGCAGAAAGACUAUUAACUAUCUAUGAAAAUAUUUGUAGUGUUUAUUUUUUUGUCUCACCGAUUGCCCAGUAUUUUAGUAAGGUAUACAAUACAUUUUAUUUUAGAAUUUCGGUAUGUCUGUACCCCAAUCUAGGUUUGAAUUAUCUGUGGGGGGAUCAAAUGCAUUUCCAAACUACCAUCUGAAUCACAUUGCCCCAUAUGAUGAAUUAAGUAGUUCAUUAUAUACAUAUAUACUUAUCAUUAGGUAUAAACGAACAUUUUACUCUUAAGCAACAUGAGUGAAGGUAUAGAAAUAACUUGUCUGUAAAUUAGUUGAAAGCUGAAAUUCUCAUUCCAGAAAUUCUUAAAAUUAUCUUUAACAUUUAUUAUUCAUUCUUUUUUCUUUGUUUCUUUGUAAUCGUUAUGAAAUUACAUCAUGCUUGUUAACAUCCUCGUAUUAUUCAGGUACGACUAUCUUCGAGUUUUCGAUGGAGGUGAUCCUAAAGGAAAACUUCUGGGUGGUUUUUGUGGGAGAACUUUACCGAAUACAUUUUUGUCAAAUUCUGGACAACUGUAUCUUCAGUUUGUUAGCGACGAUACAAUUGGUGGUAAAGGUUUUCAAGCACAAUAUCAAAUGAUUCCAUAUGAUUUUAAAUUACCGAAGCAUGAAAUCGAUUCACAAGUGUUAAUCAAUCAAAUACCAUCUCAUUCAUCUUCCGCUUCUUCUUCAUCUUCCUCAUCAUCAUCUCCAUCAUCAGUUUAUUAUGGUAAAAACGAAAUGUUACAGCAAUAUCAACCAUUUCAUGGUAAUCGUUAUUUAUUUCCACCAGCAUGGGGCACCGGAAGGAUUCGUUAUUUUGGUGAUAUGCGUAGUUCUGAAAUGACUGAAAAUUAUCAAUCUACUCGACCUUUUAAUUAUAAUCCGUCAUAUCAACAUGUAAAACAUUCAUCAACUAUACAACAGACAAAUCCUAUGAUCUACUCACAAAAUAAUAUUUAUCAACGUCGCGAUGGAAGACUUCCUGUUAAUCGAGAUAAUUCCCAAUUACCUUGGCGAUUUGCUUAUACCUAUCCACAAGCUAAAAGUUCAUCAACUAUAACUGCUACUAAUAAUCUUUUCAGAUCCAGUCCGUCAUACACAACAUAUAAUUCCCGUUCAUCUAAGCAAACUUCAAGUCAAAGUAGAUCACCAGCAGAAUUUCUACGUACAACUAUGCGACCAGUUUCUCCUUUACUAUCGCAAAAUGCAAUAAAUUCAAGAAAUCCACGUAUAAGUAGUACAUGGCAUGUACGACCUGGUCGUAUUGUACACCAACCUCAAUUAAAUAUCAUUAACAGAAUAAUUCAACCAAAUUCAAAAAAUUACCAAUCUUCACCACGUGAUAUUCUUCGACAAGUAAAAUCACAUUCGUAUCAACGGAAGCAAACAGAACAAAAUCCCAAAAGUCCUAUGCGUUUUCAUGUAAUCACUCAAAGGAAUCGAAGCCCACCAUUGUUUUCCGGUGGUAGCCAAUGGAAACAGAGAAGUAUGCCUUUGAGUAGUAGAUCACGUUGGGAUGAUAGAGCUAUUAGAGCAUUUUAAUUAUUAAAUAUAAAUUAUAGUAUUGCUUCAUUUUCUUCUACAAAUGCCUCAAUUUUUUUUUCUGGUUUUGUUUUAACUUUAUCUAAAUUCAUAGACGGAAUUGAUUGUAAUGAAAAUUAAAAUAAGUUUAUUUUUGCAUAAAGAGAAUUUUAUUUGUGAGACAAUUAAAUCUUUAAGGUUUUGUUUAAAUGAAACGAAAUAAGCUAACUGUUCAAUAGAUAAACGACGUUUAAUAUUUCAAGAAUAGCUGGAAUUACAAUCUUAUAAUAACUAAAUUAGUUAUUAAUUUUAAAUGAAAACAAUAAUCUAUUCCCUAUUGCAUUUUGUAUAAUAAUUAAAAAGUCUAUCACUACUGUUAAAUUAGGUAAUGUUUAUUCGAAUAUAUUAACAUACAAUUAGAAACAUGACAAAUAUAUUUGGUGUGGAUAUGUAUUGCAUUUUAUUAUUAUUCUAUUACUCAUUUAUUGUAAUUUAUUCACUCCAUAUUUCCAUGUUUCCAUUUGUUUCUCGAUUUUUCUUUUUUUUGCAUAAAAAAUAAGUAAAGUAAAUAAAGAUGAACACACAAUUUAAAACAAACAAACAAACGAAUAACCUUUGUAUGUAUUGAAAUUCAAACUUCUUGAAUAAAUAUUGUGAUGUAAUUAAUGUU
Molecule: messenger RNA, 9361 nt
Organism: Schistosoma curassoni
Lineage: Eukaryota; Metazoa; Platyhelminthes; Trematoda; Strigeidida; Schistosomatidae
Source: the annotation of a GenBank genome assembly